AUGAUCGCCACCGCCCCGCUUCCACUCAUUGCUCUCGUCCUUGCCUCUGUGGUCCUCCUCGUCGCCUCUGCCGCAGCCCCACCACCAGGGCCACCACAACCGCCACCGCCACCGCCUUCGAGCUGCACAGAGGAGCUUGUUCUGUUCUCGCCAUGCCUGCCCUACAUCUCGUCUCCGCCCAACAACCUCUCAGCCACACCCUCCGAUGGGUGCUGCCACGCCUUCUCCUCAGCUCUGAACUCUAGCAGCAAUGGCGUUUGCCUCUGUUACCUCGUCCAGCAGCCCUCAAUCCUCGGGUUUCCGGUCAAUGGCACAAGAGUGCUCUCUCUUUCUUCGGUAUGUCCACUGCCGAGAGAUGGCAAUUCGACGAAGAAGGGAUCUUUGGGGUCGCUUUGCUCAGGGUCGCCAGCAUUGCCUCCUCUCCGGAGCCCAGCAAGCUCAGGGCUUACCCAUCCAUCUGGUUCAGGGUCUAAUAAUGUUGCAUCCCCACAAGAACCUAAGAAGAAUUCAUCUGCAACGCCAUGCUCGUCACCAGGGUGUGCUAAGAAGAAACCACAGAAAACAGGGAACUCAUCAGUAGAACCGGCUACAGCUUCAUCAGCCUCCAAACAAGUUUACAGCAGCAACAGUUGGCUUCCACCCGGCAUACUGAUUUUCUUUGUUUCUAUCUCCACUCAUCUAUACUCAUCAAACACCUUAUGAUUACCU
Molecule: messenger RNA, 708 nt
Organism: Corylus avellana
Lineage: Eukaryota; Viridiplantae; Streptophyta; Magnoliopsida; Fagales; Betulaceae
Product: Bifunctional inhibitor/lipid-transfer protein/seed storage 2S albumin superfamily protein
Source: RefSeq, a predicted model, not a curated record